Messenger RNA from Cygnus olor (mute swan), 4267 nucleotides. RefSeq names its product lipid droplet associated hydrolase (gene LDAH). Gene Ontology annotation, biological process: lipid storage. The record is from RefSeq and is a predicted model, not a curated record. The transcript has 8 exons. Gene Ontology annotation, cellular component: lipid droplet. Lineage: Eukaryota; Metazoa; Chordata; Aves; Anseriformes; Anatidae. The coding region runs from base 232 to 1206 and encodes 324 amino acids. Gene Ontology annotation, molecular function: lipase activity.
AGGCGGAAGGAGCGGCCCCGCCGCCCUCCGCUGCUCUCCGGCUGCCUGCAGCCGCCUGCCCCCGGCAGACAUUGGGGGCGCCGCCGGUCCCUCGCCGCCGCUAUGCUGGGCGUCGCGGAGCCCCUCAAAGGGGAAGGGUGAUUUGCUUCAUCCGGAGGUAGAAACCUAGCGGCUGGUCCCAUGGUUCAGCAGUCAGUCCCUCUGCUGUAGCCUAGAUCUCUAUCCACAAACAUGAGGUCAGCAUCAGAAGAGCCAGUCCCAUUACAUGAAGAAUUUAUCUACUGUUGCGGAGCUGCUACCCAUGUUUUAAAAUGUGGGCCAUGGAAAGACCUCUCGAAAGAUGAAAGUAAAAAUCUCCCUAGGCUCUUAUUCAUGAUUAUUCCUGGUAACCCUGGACUGGCAGGUUAUUACAGGACCUUUAUACAGGCCUUGUACUGUGGACUAAAUCAGCAGUACCCCGUCUGGGUUGUGAGUCAUGCCGGACAUUGUAAGCCUCCUAGUGGUAUGGAGAUGAUAGAAGACACAGAUAUUAAGGAACUGGAGGAUGUUUUUGGACUCAACGGACAAGUAGAACAUAAGCUGAACUUCAUCAAAAAUAACGUAUCAAAAGAUAUAAAGCUGGUACUGAUCGCUCAUUCUAUUGGUUGCUACAUCACACUGGAGAUGAUGAAGCGAGCAUCAGAACUUCAGGUUCUGCGCUCCGUGCUGCUGUUUCCCACCAUAGAGCGCAUGGCUCAGUCCCCGCAAGGCAAGCUGAUGACACCCCUGCUGUGCAAGCUGCGGUACAUCCUGUACAUGCCCGUCUACCUGCUCUCCUUCUUGCCGGAGGGAGUCAAAGCUUCCCUGGUGCGCUUUGCUCUGCGAGGGAUGAAAACCUGUGAUGAGUCCUCUAUAACAACCUCAGUAAAUCUCUUCAGCGUGGAUUGCAUUGCCAACAUCUUGUAUAUGGCAAGCCAAGAGAUGAUGAAGGUUGUGGAGAGAGACAGUACAACCAUAAAGCAAAAUUUAAAAAAGCUGAUUUUUUACUAUGGAACUGGAGACAGCUGGUGUCCACAGAACUACUACGAUGAGAUCAAAAUGGAUUUUCCAGACGGGGACAUUCGACUUUGUGAGAAAGGCCUCCGCCACGCCUUUGUGCUAGAUGCCAGCAAGGAGAUGGCUGCCAUGAUUACAGACUGGUUACGGGAUGAUCUGACGAAAUUAUAAGCACUGAUUCAAUGAUCAACAAGAAAACAAUACAAUUAUUUUGUGAAUGUGUGAUUUUUUGUGAGAGAGUCUGUCCUAUUUUUUGUUUGUUUAUUAUAGAUUAUGGCUUGUUUUCUAUUGAGAUGUUUUAGAGAAAGUUAAAGAGAGGCUGGCUGGUCCAAAGUAUAGUUUUCUCGAUUUAAUGGUGAUGUACCUUCAUCCUGUGUCUUCAGAGCUCUGCAGGACUUGGAAAAGUGUGGAAUAUUUAUUGUCUUCUAGCACUCUAGACAACACUGAUACUAGAUUAACUGACUACAAGUGUACUUGUGUUACUACCACCUCAAUUUCUUGCUGAGGAGCUGUCAAGGCCGUAUUUGGGGCAGCCCAGUUGGUCUGAUUUAGAAAGAAAUAUCAGGCUACUCUGUAUGGAUAAAAAUCCCCCUGUGGCAAUCAGUCAUGGCGUACUGUGAAAAGCGUGGGCCCUCUCCACCUGACUCAUCUGUCUGUGCAGCCCUGGCACAUGAGUAAUGGACACCAGAACUGCCCAAGGCCCCUAACAUCUCCUUCGGGUCUGGUGGGGCUGGUGGACAGUCCAAGGUCAGGCCAAGUUCAGGCUUUGUACAGGGGAGCUGUGAAGAUGAGGUGAAGAUGAGGUCCUCCAAGUAUCAGAAGGGGUUUAGAGUGCUCCCAAGACUCCACAAAGUAUUAAGCAUAACACAAGGUAGGUGAGGCUGCUCAGCUAGGGAACAUAUUUGAAGCCCUUGUUUCGUUUUUUUCAAUUGACUGUAGAGAGGGUAAAGGACCCUGGUCAGAAGUGCCAGUAUUACAAGGUGAAGUUGAUUGCAAAAUCCAUAUAUAACUACCUGUAAGUGCCCAAGCUCUCUGAGCUAUCAUUCUUCUAAUGAAGUUCCUGGGAACAGUGUUUGCUUAUCAGCUUUAAAGAAUUAAACCAGUUUUGAUGCUUGCCUGAAUUUCAGUUCUUUGCUCUAAGGACUGAAGUACGGCAUUUUCUGCCACGCCACAAAUUAGGUAAGUCUACCAUGAGAAAACAGCCAUUCUGCUGUGAUUGCACCCAUGGAAGUGCAUGAAGUGUUAGUAUUUAGAACGCAGUCCUGGCUGUAGCACAUUACUGAUAAGUGCACUGUGUCUUACAUUUUUUUCAUCCCUCUCCUUUACAGAUAGAAAAAAAAGAUGUCCUACCACUUGUGAUAAUACAAGAAAUUACAACCUAAAGCGAGAAAUGAAAACAAUGUGAGUAAGGGGAACAGAGCCAAGUGUAAUCAGGAAAAGCUUUCUAGCUGUGAACCUGUGAAAUAGACUCCCUGUGGAGUCCAUAGAGACGUUUAUAAAUAAAUAAAUAGAACACUACAGCAUAUAGUCACGGGAAGUCCUGCUCUAGCAAACAAAUGAAUUUAGAUGAUGCGUUAGGUAUCUAACUUACAAGAUUCAUUAGCAUAUUAAUGUGGUACUACUGAAAAUGGUGCUGGAGAACAUUUUCUGUGAUGCAGAAAGACUGAAUGAUUAGCUCCAUACUUACCUUACACGACUAUAUACACACCUUCCACUUCUCUCUAGAUCCCACUUAACUCUUUCACUAAUAUUUAAAGCAAUUUGUAGAAUUAAGUUUCUGGAUAUUUUAAACCAGUUUUCAAACCUGCAGCCAGACGGUGGAUUUAAGUGACCUUUUUUGCAUCGUGUGAACUGCUUUGUCUUUUGAGACAUCCGCUGGCUUUUCAGAUUACACUGCCACAAAAUGAAACAGAUACUGAUGCUUGAGGCAGAAAUGUUGAGACCCCUGUCACAACAGCAUGGGGAGGAGCCAGGUGUGCUCAAAGUGAAGGGUCCGUGCCAGUGCAACUGAUUCUGGUCAUUGGAGAGACCUGGAACCGACCUUCCUACAGGGCCAUAGUCAGCAAUGAUCAAAACACUUCUUGUGCUCACCUUGGAAAUCCACAGUUGUGCAUGUCUGUGUGUCUGUCCGUGUUCAACCAGCCCCCAGAUGUUGGCAUGGAGUCGUGUUGGAAGUCCUCGUGGCAGAUGCUGAACGCAUCUGUUGGCCUAGGUGCUCCCUGUGGCAGAAUGAGGGUGUGCGUGUCUGCAUAUGUGUGUGUAUGUAUAUAUAUAUAUCUAUAUCCAUAUUUAUACACACACAUAUGCACGUGUGUGUAUGUUAGUGACAUAGAGAAUACAGUUCACCUGGUUGUUUUGGUCUAUGCAUUGAUAUGAUUAGACAAAACAUUUGUUCUUUAUACGGAAUCACAUAAUUGAGCAAGGAAUCAGCUUGUAAACGUUGAGCGGUUGUGGUGGAUCUUCUGGGAACAGAAAAAAUCUUGCAUUAACCAAAGAUGACAAGCAGCUAUUAAAGCCUGGAAACUGAAGCACCUAUGAGAGGCAGUUGUUUACAGUGCAUUAUUCGUAUACUUUGUAUGAGAAAUUAAUUUAGCAAUACUUGUACUUGACUUGUGUAUUCCUUUUAUACGAAUGCUAAUCUGUUGUUAUAAAUCCUACUGACUGCAUUAAGACCUAAACUGAGAUUACUGCAGGAUAAUGCCUUACGAUUUUCUUAAAUGAAUUUUCUCUAAGAUUAUGGAAACCAUAGUGAUUCAAUUGCGUCCUUCCUCCUUGAAGCUCUUACCGUAAGGCUAAGAUCUGAAAAUUCGCUACUCUACUCAUUGCAUAAAAGCAUGGGUCUACUUUUCACAGCCGUAUUUCCUAAGAGCAGCGGAUCUCACACAAUGAGAAUCCAGCUCUUCUGAAGCCAGUGGUGUUCGCCAGGACCCCAGGCAAAGAGUGUAAAAAGUGCUUAUGGUCCAAAUGUGCCAACUCACCAUAAAAACACAGUGUAAUUUUGCCUAUUUUAGACUAUUUUAGAGUUCUUGGGAAGCCUAUCACGAAUGCAUUGACUGUAUGUGGUAGCAUCUAAUCUUUGUCAUUCACACUUGUGCUUAAUUGUCAGUCACCACGUGAGUAAACCUGCUAGCUACAAUGACUUUGACUCAUGUUCGUGUUUUGCUAGAUCAAUACCUUUUAUGACAAAGUACACAAAUCCAAUAACGAAAAUAAAGACAUUUGUUGUAAAAUG